UUUGUUGCGAAAGCAGAAAGGGGGGGCAAGGUCCUGCGGUUUCGACGCGCCGCGCGGAUAGACGCGGCGGGCGGGGCGGAGGAUGGAAGCGGUAGCGUCCGCUGCGACGGUUGGGGCUGCGCGUGAGAAGGUGGCGGUGUAGGCACCUGGGCUGGGUGGAGACCGGAGGCGGCAGCCGAGCCAUGGCGGGAGACCGGGUCCGCUGGACUCCCUAAGGUGCGCUCCCUGAAAUCCCAGGGAGUAGUGGCCUAUGGGCUCGCUGAGCAGCCGAGUGCUGCGCCACCAGGGGCGAGCCCGAGCCCAGCAGGAGUCGGGUUCUGGGGCGGGGGGCUCGGCCCGGAGGCUGGAGACUGGCGGCGAAGCAGCCGAUCACGGCUUCUAUUACUGCCCGGGCAGCCGCAAACGCAAGCGGAGCAGCGGGGCCCUCUGCUACUGUCACCCCGACUCCGAGACAGACGAGGAUGAAGAGGAAGGGGACGAGCAGCAGCGGCUCCUCAACACCCCUCGUAGGAAAAAAUUGAAGAGUACAUCCAAAUAUAUUUAUCAAACAUUAUUUUUGAAUGGUGAAAAUAGUGACAUUAAGAUUUGUGCUCUAGGAGAAGAAUGGAGCUUACACAAAAUAUAUUUAUGUCAAUCUGGCUACUUUUCUAGUAUGUUCAGUGGUUCUUGGAAAGAAUCCAGCAUGGAUAUUAUUGAACUGGAGAUUCCUGACCAGAAUAUUGAUGUAGAAGCAUUGCAGGUUGCAUUUGGGUCACUGUAUCGAGAUGAUGUCUUAAUAAAGCCUAGUCGAGUUAUUGCCAUUUUGGCAGCAGCGUGUAUGCUACAGUUGCACAUAUUCAGACCUAAUUUUUUCCCACAUGAAAUGGGCCUUUCCAGUGCUUAUUUAUAUUUACAGGAUGGUUUAAUACAGCAAUGUGGUGAAACAAUGAAGGAAACAAUUAAUGUGAAAACUGUAUGUGGCUAUUACACAUCAGCAGGGACCUAUGGAUUAGAUUCUGUAAAGAAAAAGUGCCUUGAAUGGCUUCUAAACAAUUUGAUGACUCACCAGAAUGUUGAACUUUUUAAGGAACUCAGUAUAAAUGUUAUGAAACAGCUCAUUGGUUCAUCUAACUUAUUUGUGAUGCAAGUGGAGAUGGAUGUAUACACAGCUCUUAAAAAGUGGAUGUUCCUUCAACUUGUGCCUUCUUGGAAUGGAUCUUUAAAACAGCUUUUGACUGAAACAGAUGUCUGGUUUUCUAAGAAGAGAAAAGAUUUUGAAGGUAUGACCUUCCUUGAAACUGAGCAAGGAAAACCAUUUGUGUCAGUAUUCAGACAUUUAAGGCUGCAAUAUAUUAUCAGUGACUUGGCCUCUGCAAGAAUUGUUGAACAAGAUUCUCUAGUACCUUCAGAAUGGCUGUUUUCAGCGUAUAAACAGCAGUGGCUUGCUAUGCUCCGGGCAGAACAAGAUAGUGAGAUGGGGCCUCAGGAAAUCAAUAAAGAAGAAGUAGAGGGAAACAGCAUGAGAUGUGGUAGAAAGCUUGCCAAAGAUGGUGAAUACUGCUGGCGAUGGACAGGUUUUAACUUCGGCUUUGACCUGCUUGUAACUUACACCAAUCGAUACAUCAUUUUCAAACGCAAUACACUGAAUCAGCCAUGUAGUGGAUCUGUCAGUUUACAGCCUCGAAGGAGCAUAGCAUUUAGAUUACGUUUGGCCUCUUUUGAUAGUAGUGGAAAACUAAUAUGUAGUAGAACAACUGGCUAUCAGAUACUUACACUUGAAAAGGAUCAGGAACAAGUAGUGAUGAACUUGGACAGCAGGCUUCUGAUCUUCCCUUUAUAUAUCUGCUGUAACUUCCUGUAUAUAUCACCAGAAAAAAGAACGGAAAAUAAUCAUCAUCCAGAAAAUCCAGAAAACUGAGGAUCUCAUCAGUUGGAAACAUUAGCACUUUGAAAACUUUUUUGGCCAGCUUUAAUUUAAUGGCCCUGUGAUGUUCACAUCUAAGGUGACUAACAAUGACAAAGGCCUUAUGAACUGUACAGAUAAUUCAGAAGACUAUCCUUAUCCUCAUUACAUUUCUAUGCAUCUAUGGAAAAACAUUUUAAAGCCAAGAAAAUAUCUGUCAAACCAUCUCUGUUAGAAAGAUGUCAUCUCAUGCUUUUAAUUUAGCAUCAGUAGAAACUUGUUGUAAAUAAAUUUCACAUUUCUCUGCAACCAAAUAGAUUUCAUUUUUAGCUUAAACUUUGAUCCUGCCUAAUGUUAGUGAAUCUUAGUUAUUGAUCUGUAAAUUUAUUUGUCUAAAAGAAUGCUAAAGGAGUAAUUUGAAAGACCAAUUAUAAAUGCUCUUUCAAUUGGUGCACUUAAGGCUGUUCUUUAAUUUUUUUCAACUGCUCUUUGAUUCUCCCUCCUAAUAUCCUUCCAAUAUAUAGUUGUUUUUAAUCAUUAAAUACCUUUUUUGUGGUUUUGGAGACUAAGCUGAGGAAACUUUAUUAACUUAAGCAUUCUUAUGCUAUUUUCUUUUGCUUUUAAUUUAGCUUUUCUAGGAUUUUAAUAACAAAAAAUUCAGCUUCAGACUUUCAAAUGAACUUGAAUGGGGGGAGAACAUGAGUUUGAUUCUGAGUAUAUUCCUUUGCCUUACAUGGUCUUUUCUUUGACAUUCUGUAAAACUUUGUUUUUGCGUCAUAAGAUUACUUAUGUACCAAAUACUACACUUUAAAUAUUUUCCUAUUCUCUGAUCUUUAGAAUUAUUUAUGUUCCAAUUUUUGGGGGGAAUCCUAUUUCCUACAUAAGCUCAGGACUUUAUAACCUCUGAAUUGAGUGCCUUUGAGUUACACAUGCUAAUAGAAAUUUCAUAGUAAAUGUAAAUAAGGUCAGAGGAUGUCACAUAGAAGUUGAUGAUAAAGCAUUAAUGUAAAAAUAGAAAUUAUUUUUGUCAAAAAUGAGAUGUACAUUUGUCAUGAUAUAUAUAUGUUGGCUUCUUGUGUUUACUGCUACUUUGAAAAGAGCCAUGCUCAUUGUCUUUCCAGUCAGAGUGAAUACUUUUUGUGGUUAAUGUAUAUUUUUUAGUAUGUUUUAAAAAAUGGGAAUCACUUUUAUGUAUCUGUACAAACAAUAAAUACCCAUUUGGAAAAAGAAUAAAUAAGCUCUUGUAUAAAAUGGACCAAAAAAAAAAAAAAAACUUAGUUGAAACCAGAAUUUUUUUUCUUUCAGGUUACAAUAGAUAUUUUCCAAUUAUAUUUAACUUUUGGAAUUUAUUGAUAGUGUUUCUUCCCCAAUAAUAUGUCCAUAGAUUUAUAAAUUGUUUCUGUCCUUUCAAAAUACAUCCUCCUGAUUAAUUUAAAGGAAGCUUUUAAAUGCCUCCCCCAUCUCUGCCCCCAGAACUGUAGUUUAAAUGUUUCUAAUACAAUAAUUUGGCAGCAUCAAGAGGCUACAUUUCUUUUUUUAGUAUUUGGCUAUAAUUAUAUCUCAGAAGAGGUUUUUAUAUAUAGCAUCAGAGGUUCCUUGCCUUUUAUAUAUUAAAUAUAAAUACCAAUCUUGAAUUAUUUUAAUAAUUGAAUUUUUUACCAAUCUUGGGAGUAAAGAUAAAGUUUUGAGUCUAUUAGUGAGUAAAAUUAAUUAUUUCAUUUCACUUAUAUAAACUAACCAAAUUGGAAUUAUAUAUGUUUCUUGUCCAUUGGUACUUUCCUGGCUAAAUUGCUUGUGUCAUCGACAAACAAAACCAUAAUUUCUUCAGUCACAAGUAGGUUUUGCUGUCAUUUGAGAAAUUAAUAAUUGUCAGCUAGUACUUCACAUUGAUAGCCAAGAUCUGCUUGUAUUUUCUUACCAAAUACUUCAAUGUUUGCAUACUUUUCACUUUUUUCAAUAGGAAUAUUUUCAAUAAAGUAUUAAAGUGUCAGCUGACA
Messenger RNA from Hipposideros armiger (great roundleaf bat), 3879 nucleotides. RefSeq names its product germ cell-less 1, spermatogenesis associated (gene GMCL1). Bases 251 to 1897 code for a protein of 548 amino acids. Gene Ontology annotation, molecular function: protein binding. The transcript is spliced from 14 exons. Gene Ontology annotation, biological process: germ cell development. Gene Ontology annotation, cellular component: nucleus. The record is from RefSeq and is a predicted model, not a curated record. NCBI's taxonomy places the organism in Eukaryota, Metazoa, Chordata, Mammalia, Chiroptera, Hipposideridae.